This is a messenger RNA of Acromyrmex echinatior (Panamanian leafcutter ant), 5322 nucleotides long. Its product is annotated as interference hedgehog. NCBI's taxonomy places the organism in Eukaryota, Metazoa, Arthropoda, Insecta, Hymenoptera, Formicidae. The record is from RefSeq and is a predicted model, not a curated record. Gene Ontology annotation, biological process: axon guidance; cell-cell adhesion. Gene Ontology annotation, cellular component: axon; plasma membrane. Gene Ontology annotation, molecular function: protein binding.
UCCCUGAUCCCUCCACCACGAGUGGAGUCCACCGCCGCGGUUCAAAACCUGUCGGUCUGCAUUCCAGUGUCGCCGCCGGUGAACGCCGAGCAGCAGCCGCCAAGAGCGGUAAGCGUGGUUUCGGUCUCGUCCGUUUCGUCGUCAAGCGCGUCCCGUUCCGUUUUGCCAACGCGUUUUUGAUCGCUGCCUUGGCGUCACGUUUGUUGAAUUCACGCCAACUGCGCGAACAUGAAAUAGACGAGGGUGAACCGGGUCGUCGCGCACGCGGAGGAAGCGGGAAAGCAACGUCCCGUGAAAGAGGAAUACUCCAGAAAGAAGUACGCUAGUCUGCACCGGCCACGUCUCUGUAGUCUGUGGUGCAUCUAUCCAGAAUUACAUCUCGUGAGUCGGCGAGCGACGCGCGGGGCGCGAGAAUAUCCUCUCUUUCGGCGUCGACUUCGGUCGGCGUGCGGCCGGAUUGAGAAAAAGGACGGAUGAUCUCGACUCCGGUGCGGAUCGAUCGAUCGCGCGAUCGUGAACCCGGUCGGUCCUCCGCUCGAAACCGCUCGCGUCCGAUCGUUUUGAUCGCUCCGUAUCCGGAAAGGGACCACCAACACCGGAUCACCACGCUCGGAGAUUUCCGUUUCCACGGGAGAGAAUUAUACAGCCCGGACACCAGAUCCGGAUCUUCCCGUCCGCAUUGCAUUACGCUCUCGGUAUUUAGAGUGGGUACACACGCUCGUUCUAUUUGCAUUGACUACAUGCGAGACGAGGUGCGCAACCUCGGAGGGAGAAGGAGAAAAGAAGCGAAGAGAAGUGUGGAAGAGAUACGGUUGGGAGAGACGGGCCCUGAGAGCGUUUUCUUCCGCGUCGAAUUAACUUCAUUCGCACAUAUUGUUUAGUCUCCUUCUAUAAGACCCGGUUUCACCAAUCCUCUCCGAGCUUGGAGCAAGAUUUGCGCAUAUCGAAAGAGCGAAGAAAGAAGGAAGGGAAAAAAAAGAGAGAAACAGGUGCCGAGGAAACGCAGAUAGGAAGUGUGUAAAAGAGAUCCGACGAAACAAGUGUAUUCAGGCGUUGUAGGAUGAAGGGGAAUCAAGAUAUCACGCAGGAGAGUACGGGAGUAACUGAAAGGAAGACCUCUCAUUCGUUAUCAUCUGGCUCUGCCAGCGUACAGCAUUCGCUCCGAAACAUCCCUCGGCGUCCUUUCUUUUUAUUCUUAUUAAUCUCACCUGUUUUCGACGGCGAUUCUCGCCGUCUUCUCUCGAUUCCAUUAAGUGCACUGCGAAACAAAUGAGGGACGUGGAGAUGAAAUUCGGAUUCGCCAACUUUAUCGUAAACUCGUUCUCUCUCGCUCGACCGCGCAUCGUUCUCAGGUAAAAAUGCAAAGUCAACACUUUUUGAUCGGAUGAUUGUUGAAUCGAAAGAUCCACGAGUGUUAUGGGAGAUACGAUCUGUCUGAAUCAGCACGAGCUAGAAGCUCUAUCAACUUCUUCGAAAAUCUUGGAGAAACAAUGUGUCAAGAUGACAUCUAUCUCCUAUUUAUGUGGCAUCAUUAUCCUGCUUUACAGUCCGAUCGCAUAUACAUGCGAGAACGACAAGAUUCCUGAGAUGAAUAUGUCCUUUACUCGACACCCUCAACCUCUAGCAGUUCCGUUAUAUGAUGACGUAAACUUUGAGUGUAGUCUCAACAUCCCCGCGGAGCGUUUCGCUUGGCAUCACAGGCCUCUGGGUUCAAACAAAUGGACACUAUCGUCUGAUACCUAUAGCAAUACUGGUGGUAAAACAUCUCGGCUCAUUGUUUCCUUUGAUAACGUAUUAAAGGCCGGAGAUUACCGUUGUAUUGCGUUCUUUGGUAGCAGUGGAUUAGUGUCGGAUCCAGCGAGACUAACGCUCGCGACGAUACAGGAGUUCUCCGAUAAAAACGAUGUCUAUAUCGAGGUGGCGGAGGGUAACACCGUGCCUAUUACAUGUCCUGUACCAUAUUCCGAACCGGAAGCCAUAGUACAAUUUUACAAAAACGACAUGCUCAUCAAGGAUGCAAAUUUAGUGAAUGGCAAAACCAUGGUCAUCAAGGAUGUCAGAUUGGCGGACAGUGGAUCAUACUACUGUAGCGUUAACAAUUACAUAACGACAGUAACAUUGACGAGCAAUCAUAAGAUCAUCUUGACGGUACACGCGAACUUGACUUUCCAACCGCCGUAUCUUACCAAGCUAUCGCAAACGGAAUAUGUAGUUACGCGUGGUAAAAACGUAACGCUGGAGUGUUUCGGCGCUGGUUACCCUGUGCCACACGUUACCUGGAGUCGCCUAGGCGGUUCUUUACCAUCGAAGUCUGUGAAAUCGUCCAGCGGUUUGACAUUGGUCCAUGUUCAACCAUCCGAUCGCGGGGAAUAUGAUUGUGUGUGGAGCUAUGAUGUCCGACAGAUAAAAUCGGCGAUCAUUUUAAGAGUGGUGGAACCACCGAGGGUCACGAGACAGCCAAGCGCGUGCAAAUUCCACGAAGGCGGAAAAUUGCAGCUCUCGUGUAACGUAACAGGCGAGCCGCAACCAAUCGUCGAAUGGCUUAUCAACGGAGAGUCCUUGAUGCCUAGUGAGACACAGGAGAUGACAGCCUCUACUCUUCUUAUAUCUGAGGUCGAGAAGAAGCACGCCGGGAUCGUUCAGUGCGUCGCCAGCAAUGACUACGGAUCGCAUUCAGGAUACAACCUGUUGCAAGUUCAACCACAAGAGCAUAUUGUCGGCGGCAAGGCCGAAUCGAAACCGAACUACGGGACUGUGUCAAGACAUAAGCAUACUAGGGGCGGUGGUAGACGUAACAAAAAUAAAGAAGCAAAGAAAAAGGGAGACGGAGCAGAAAUCGAGUUGAAUCCUCCCGAUGUGCCCAUCAUCACGAGAUUGUCUGAUAUCUCCGUUAUGGUGCGAUGGACAGUACCGAAGAACACGGGCCUGCCAAUACAAUUUUUCAAAGUUCAGUAUCGAGAAAUAGGCUCGAAGAUAAGUGGUAAACAGACGAAGUGGAUGACUGCCAACUCUGAGAUACCGAAUCAUGUGCGGUCCUUCGAAGUGACCGACUUGCAGACUGAACAUACCUAUCGAUUUAGAAUCGCUGCGGUAUACUCAAAUAACGACAACAAGUUGAGUAAGAAUUCCGUACGUUUUCAUCUCCAUAGAGAUACCGGUAUUGAGAGCACUAAAAUGCCAAUACCUCUAUUGACUAGAAUUGAAGCGUUAGGGCCACAUGAGAUGUUGUUGCUUUGGCAGAAUCCCAACAGAUCAGCAAAAAUCGAUGGGUUUUAUAUAUAUCAUCGGGCUUCCACCUCAGCCGGUGAAUAUUUGAAAACCACUGUCGAGGGAAAGGAUGCUUCCAACAUGACCAUUUCUCACUUACUACCCGAUACUCCAUAUGAAUUCAAAAUUCAAAGCUUUUCUGUAGAUGCGGCAUCGGAAUUUUCUCAAAUAUUGCGACAUAAAACUGAAAAACUCGUUGUUGAGCAUCCAGUUCAGCAAGUCGUGGCGGAAAAUAAAUUGAGACCGAACGAGAAUAACAAGAAUGUUAGUAUACACGCCAUAAUCGGUGGAGUAUUUGGAGCAUCGGUCAUUCUGGUCGCUCUCGCUUUCGCAGCGAGAUUCCUGUACAAAAGAGCCAAGUAUAAGCAAAGUCAGGAAUCGCAAAGUGAAGCAGGUAAACCAAUAACAAAUGGACGAGUAAUAAACGGUGGAGUCACAGACUCCAAGAUUAACAUUACAUCCAAUCCGCUUGCCGGCCUCGACACAUCCGAAGAUAUAAUGCAGCCUAAGAGCGGACAACAAUCAUCGAUGGAAAUGACGUCGUUUCUAAACGGCCAAAACAACAAUGGCAGCAACAACGGCCAUAACAACGGCGACGCAGCUGGGUCUGACGUAAACGUCACGUCACAUAGCGAGCCGUCGUCUCUACGUCAAGGGCCGCUACCUAUCGAACAACGUUUGUGAGAAUGAUUGCAGCUAUAUCUCUGUUUUAUAGACGGUAAGACCCGACCUGACCCGCAUCCUCGAAGACGGACGUUUACACCGUUGAUCGAACCCACGAAUAUAUUAAUGAAUUUUAUUUCGCGGGAAGAAACGUAAGGACUUGUCGAUACGUUAUCUCAUUGAAAAAUAUAACUUAUAGACUGUAUUAACGUUCAGCUAUUAUCGCAACGAUGAGACUGUUGCAAGACAUUUACAGGGUGUCUUAAGUAGAUAUGCUCAAAUGUAUUCGCUACUGUAGAUUGGGAUUUAUUUCACGCAACUUGCAUGGGAAAAGAUCUGCGACGUCGUAGAUUUCUCGGCAAGUAUGAUGUAUUUUUUAUAUUCAAUAUAACUCAAUGUAAUGAUUAUCGAAUAUAGUAUUAUAUAUAAACAGAUACUUCUUUUCAAGUCUUCUGUUUAUCGAUACGAAGAUAGUAUUUCAGAAAUAGUCCCAUUUUAUAGUGCAUCGUUAGAAAGUAAAAAUGAUCUGUCUGCAUCCUAUAACAUAUUCUUUAUCUUUCUCUUUCUUUUUAUAAGAAUUUUAUUGAUACCCUUGUCCGUGAGUGAAGAUGUGAAAUUAAAUUAAUGUACCUGCGAAGUAACUGACUUAACUGUUACACAUCUACUUGACGAUCGUGAACUAGUGAGCGUUGACUAAUAUUGUUUAGUAAUUUUUUUUAUCCCUUUUUGUGGUUUCUAUCCCUUUACACACUUUCAUAAGCGAAUUAUAUUUUUUAAAAAUUUUGUACUAAAAGUUUAUGUAUUUCUAACACCCGGUUGUACCAACGUUACUUUUGAUUUUAAGCGAAAUUUAAAACUUUCUCUAUCUCAUUUUAAAACCGAAAAGAGACAGGAACAAAGAGACUUUUAAGCCUCGUUUAAAAUUAAAGUAAUGUUGGUGCAACUGGGCCUUAAGUACAUAAUUUAAAGAUACACAAUACGUAUAGUUACAUUAACUAUUCGCGAAUGUUGAAAAUAAGGUAGUGUUAUUUUACGAAUAGAGACUUACUAGUAAUAUCCUUUUUUAUAAAAUAAUUAAGGCGUAAUGUGGUUUUUUGAGUCAUAUAUUGUUAACAUUAUCUUGGUGUGUAUGCCUGUUAUUUUUAUAAGUGUUUUCCUAGCUGCAAAAGAAAGAUCAAAUAAUUUACUUUUACUAUUAUAUGUUAUUCAUGAUCAAUGCAAUAUUAUACGUCAUGAUAUCUCUGACGGUGAUUUGUUAUCAAAAUUGUAUAUGUAUAUAAAACGUUAUUUUGAGAAAAACCGUUAUAAUAUAUGGUGAGCAGGAAAAGAAUAUGAUAAAAUUAUAUUUUGAUAAUUAAUAUUAGUGUAUGGCAGCAAAAGACAAAAAUUGUA